This is a messenger RNA of Gryllus bimaculatus (two-spotted cricket), 4205 nucleotides long. The record is from the annotation of a GenBank genome assembly. Lineage: Eukaryota; Metazoa; Arthropoda; Insecta; Orthoptera; Gryllidae.
AUGCAUUUGAAGUUACCUCCAGCAGGCCUGGAAAUGGGAACAUUCAGAGUGACUGGUGGGAAUAACAUAUAUAGAUGUAUUGAAGCUGCCCUGAAAACAGGAUACAGAUUAAUAGAUACAGCAGCUGUUUAUAACAAUGAAGAAGAUAUAGGCAAAGCUCUGGCAGAAUUGCUACCCAAGUUUAAUUUGAAACGAGAAGAUAUCUUCAUUACAAGCAAAUUGUAUGUGGGAAGUGUAGCUCCCUCAGAUCUACGUCAUGACAAAGUUGAGAAAGCUGUUAUGACAUCAUGUACCAAGCUGGGCACUUCAUAUUUGGAUUUGUAUUUGAUUCAUUGGCCGGGUGCUGCAGGCGUGCCUGGUACAGAUUCUAUUAAUGCUACCUUACGAAGUGGAGUGUGGGCGGCUUUAACAAAGCUGUACCAGAAAAAUAUUGUACAUGCUAUAGGUGUAUCAAACUACACUGUUGACCAUCUGAAAAAGCUACUAAGUAAUGAUUAUGGAGUGAAACCUGCUGUAAACCAGGUGGAAAUUCAUCCACAUUACAGACAGCCUGAAUUGACAGCUUUUUGUAAGGAGCAUAAUAUAUAUGUCCAAGCUUACUGUUCAUUAGGAGGAUCUGGACAAGAUGCUUUGAUGAAAGAUCCAUCUGUUGAAGCAAUUGCUCGCACACUGCAGCGACCUGCUGCCCAGAUUUUGUUACGUUGGGCUCUUCAGAAUAAUUUAUUAAUCAUUCCAAAGUCACUUUCUCCAGAUCGAAUAAGGUCCAAUAUUGAAUUGGACUUCACAAUUCCAGAACAAGAAAUGAAGGUGUUGAAUAACAUGUCUCAUCAGCACAAAUAUGCUUGGGAUCCGUUAACAAUUUUAUAAACUAUUCUGGGUAAAAUAAAUUGAGUAUACGCUCUUGGAAUUGAAUGCGAUUUAUUGUUACAUGUUAGCUAGCUUCUAUGCUUUGUGAAUGAAUGUAUAUAUAAAUUUAUCAUUGUGUAGAAGAUAUAGAUCUUUGUUUAAAUAUAUCCAUUGUAAUUCUGAGAUAGUACAGGAGACUUAAAAAUUGAUUAUGAUUAUAUUUGACUAAGUAUAAUGGCCUCUGAAGUGAUAGUCAUGGCUAGUAAUAAAGCAAAAAACACAAAAUUAGCUGACAGGAUUGCAGACUUAUGCUUUCAGAAAUAUAAUGAAUUGCCGAAAAAGGGAAAACCUAAUAAGUUUGAAUGGACUUACAUGGCAGGUAUUGUGAAAGUUGAGGGCUGGCAAAGAGGUGGUGGAUAUGAUGUAGAUUCUUUGCGAAUGGAAGUGGUGAGUUUAGGAACUGGAUCAAAGUGUAUUGGUCAGUCAAAAUUGAGUUGUAAUGGGGAUAUUUUAAAUGACAGUCAUGCAGAGGUCAUGGCACGCCGUGGUUUUUUACGAUAUCUUUAUGAACAAAUGUAUGAGCAUCGAAUGCUAAAUUCACAUAUCUUUGAAGGAACAACUUGUGAAGGAAAGUGCAUUUUGAAACAAAAUAUAACAUUUCACUUUUUUAUUACUCAUACACCAUGUGGAGAUGCAUCCAUAUUUCCUAAAGCAAUUAUGUAUGAGGAAGGACCUGGUAAUUGUUUGAAAGGAAGUGAAUCUGUUGCAAAUGAAAAUUCAAAUGUCUCUGCAGAGACUGGUAGUUCUGCUGGCACUGCAUUUGGGGAUCUGAUAUGCGAGACCUUGUCUACUGGCCCUUAUGAAAGUUGUAAAAGGCGAAGUGACUCUUACAAAAACAGCCAAGAAGUCAAAAGACUAAAAAUGGAUGACCAAGGUAAUAAAAUGGGUGAUCCUGACAAAGACUUGUCCAUGCAGCAUUAUUACGACAAUGAUAUCCACAGAACUGGUGGAAAAUGUCUCAGAAAUGAAGAGAGACAAGACUCUCAUCUGCCUGGAAGUGCUUACCACACAGUAGGUGCAGUGCGCACUAAACCAGGACGGGGAGAUCCUACACUGUCUGUAUCAUGCAGUGAUAAGUUGGCCCGUUGGAAUGCUGUUGGGGUGCAAGGGGCAUUGUUAGCUCAGCUUCUGGAUCGUCCCAUAUACUUUCAGACAAUUGUAAUUGCUGGUGGCGUUCCCUUCUCAGAAACUGCCAUGUUUCGAGCAGUGAGAGGUCGCUUGCAAAAGCAUGCUAAUUGUCUUAAGGAUCCAUUUAUUGUAGCAUCGCCGCUUUUGCUGCAAUCAACUGUGCCAUUUAUUGAUGCCAGGAUAAAGGACAAAAACCCAUGUCCUUCCAGUAUAGUAUGGUGCCAUGUAAAAGAAAGGGAUCUGGAAGUAGCUGUUGGUGGCAAAAAGCAAGGCUUCACAAAGAAAGCUACUCAGACUAUUUCUGGGAGAUUAUCAAUAUGUAAAAAGGAGUUAUUUAAACAGUAUUUUCAUGUUAUGCAUCUCUUUAAGGUACGUCACCUUCUCAUUCCUUUGACAUCAAACCAGGUAUUGGAUGAUGAUCAGGUGGAUGAAAUGACCUAUCUGACAGCAAAAAACAAAGCUCGUGACUACCAGGAUGCAUGGAGAACAAUAAGGGCAGCAGCGUUCCCUGCUUGGUCCUCCAAAUGUAGUGCUCUGUUGCUUUUCACUCCUGAAGAUAAGGCCCCUACAGUCUUAAACCUUCAAACCCUUCAAAGAUACAGGCGUGUCUGAGGCAAAAAUUGCUUUAUUUUCCAAGCAGUUUACAAACAUUUAUUUCAAUAUGCAGUGAGUGUUUGAUGUCAUUUCAUAAAUUAUUUGUAUAAAUAAUGGUACAAAUAAAAUGAGUAUUUUUGUGAGCGGCUUUUGUAAAAUAUUUGGCUUAACAACCAGAAUGUUGAAGAGUCAGCAAAUUACAAAAUACUUUGCUACUCAGCAUUCUAUUGAAAACAUGUGUAUCUAAAUACAACUUAGUUUUCAUGGCAUCUACUUUAUGUAAUAGUUAUGGAAUGAUGUAUGCAAGCACUUGUGAAACAGUUCAAAUGUUUUGACAUGCACCUUGUUUUGUGCAAUACUUAGAAUUAAGCUUUUUUGCCUGGUAAGGUAAAUUAAACUAUCUAUAAAGAAUAAUUUACUUUUUUGUAGAAAAAAAGCAACAAUGUAACUCAAGAAUUGAGGUAUACAAAUGUCUGCUGCAAAAUAAAUUCAUUGCUACCAAGUACAAAUACUGUAUAACAACAUUUGGCUUAACAAUUUAUUCUUAACAACCAACUCUUAACAUUACCUUAACAGCGAUUUAAAAAUUCGUAAGAUGUUCUAUUUCCUUUUCCUAAGAUUCUGUUAGAGAACUAACAAGAACCCUUAUGGAAUGCUCUAUCUUUACAGCAGAUAUGCUGGACAUGGGUACUCACUCAGUAAGAAAAAAAAAUCUUACAAAAAAAAAAGAAUAGGAACAUUUAUUCUAUAAUAUAGAAGAAUGAACUAGAAAGUUUGUGCAUUGAUUUUAAAAAUUGAGAUUUGUAUUAUUUAGUUGCAAGAAAUUGUUUCCAUUAUUAAUGUAAAAAAUUCCAUUGUCAAAUGAAUAAUGAAAAUAUUAAACCUCGUAUUUAUCUUCACUGAAUAUUUGUAUAUCAAAAUUAUUUCUAUCUGCCAUGUCAGUACAAUCGUAGACAGUUUUAGAAGAUAUGUAGUUUUUUAAAAAAUAUUUAUACUUUACAUCUUUAACAGUGAGCAUUUAAGUGCAUGGUACAGUUUUAAGUAUUUAAACCUACAAAGCUUGUAGUUCACAAUGGACAUGCGGGAAAUGUCUUAAACCAGCUUUCAAAUUCAGUUUUAAAAACAUGAACAAGUAGUUACAACAAAUACUAUCAUGAGAUCCACAUACUCCUUGCCAUGUUCGAAGUCUUUCACAGAGGACGGAAUUCAAGUGAUGAAUGUUGAGAAACGAACAGCAAGUUGAGAUGAGAAUCAAGACCAACGUUUUCCACCCGUUGAAGAUUGGCAAUACUACUUCCUGCAUGUCGAACUACAACUGCUGUACCAGAUACUCUCAUUGUAUGAGUAUCCAAUUUCUUGCCAUCGUGGGCAGAGUCCAUUGUCACAUGACAAGUCACAUCAACUUGGAUGUAUUUCACCACAGAACAGCCCUUUGGUCCUUUCACCUGCACAAUAAAGAGACAUUUAUUAUUUUGAGUUUGUGUUUCUAUUGUAAUUUCAAAAUUUACUCUUACAGAAUGUAAUACCAUUUCCUUUCAGGAUUAUGACAAGUUAGGUUUUCUCUAAAAACUUACCAA